This is a messenger RNA of Oryza sativa Japonica Group (Japanese rice), 1254 nucleotides long. The record is from RefSeq and is a predicted model, not a curated record. Lineage: Eukaryota; Viridiplantae; Streptophyta; Magnoliopsida; Poales; Poaceae.
UCGGUUGGUCGGUCAGUCCACCCCGCGACACCAACCGAUUUCGCAGCGCCAGCCCACUGAUUCCUCACCGAAUUUUUUCAUUUUUUUUCUCUCUUUCCAUUCUCCCCGGCGAUCGAGUAGCCGGCUUCUGCUCGCCGCCCGCGCGCCGGAGGGAGGCGAGGUCCAAAGCCGGCGAGGCGCCAUGCACCACGACCCCAACCCCUUCGACGAGGGCGCCGACGAUAACCCCUUCUCCAAUGGAGGAGGUGGUGGAGCACGUCGUGGUGGUGGUGGCGGCGGUGGUGGUGGCGGUGGCGGAGGCAAGUCUCAGUUCUCGUUCGGGUUCGGCGGCCUCGGCGGCGGCAGCAAGGGCGGUGCCACUGUCGACAUCCCCCUCGACAACAUGAGCGAUUCGAAGGGCAAGGGGAAGGAGCUGUUGCAAUGGGAGGCAGAUCUCAAGAGACGAGAGGCGGAUAUCAGGAGAAGGGAGGAAGCUCUCAAGAGUGCCGGGGUGCCCAUGGAGGAGAAGAACUGGCCACCAUUCUUCCCAAUUAUCCACCACGACAUUGCCAACGAGAUACCUGCCAAUGCACAGAAGUUGCAGUACCUUGCAUUUGCAAGCUGGCUUGGGAUUGUACUUUGUCUCUUCUGGAAUUUUAUUGCUGUCAUUGUCUGUUGGAUCAGAGGAGGAGAUUCCAAGCUCUUUUUCCUGGCUACUAUCUACGGUAUGCUUGGAAUGCCUCUGUCAUACUUGAUGUGGUAUAGGCCUCUGUACCGCGCAAUGAGAACUGAUAGCGCAUUCAGCUUUGGAUGGUUUUUCCUUUGCUACAUGCUUCACAUUGCCUUCUGUGUAUUUGCUGCCAUCGCUCCACCAGUUAUAUUUCGUGGAAAAUCAUUAACUGGUAUAUUGGCUGCAAUUGACACCUUCUCUGAUCAUGCAAUAGUCGGGAUCUUUUACUUUGUCGGAUUUGCCUUGUUUUGCUUGGAGACACUUGUGAGCAUUUGGGUUCUUCAGAAAGUAUACAUGUAUUUCAGAGGGCACAAGUGAAGUGGGCCGUGGAAGAAAUAUUACAAAAGCCCACCAAAUACUAUCUGAUUGAGCUGCAGUUCUGUGCAUACAUAUAUGUACAUGUCGAUCUUGUAUGUUAUGUAGUGAUGGAGAUGUUCUAAGUACAUGUCAAUCUAUAGUGUUAUUUUUUUUAACAGGAAUACUAUUUUAUAGUGUUGUUUUCUGGGCUGAUCGGUCUGUUGUGUUGAACCUCAAUUCUUUACCUA